UUGAGAACCUUAAAGAGAUUUUAAAAUUAUUAGAAGACAAACUAGCCAAAGGUCAAUCUGAUGAUUUUGGAGAACCCUUAGUUUUGGAGAAAGGAAUUUGCUCCUUAGUGGAUAAUUAUCAGUCAGAGGAGGAGGAAGAGGAUUUUUAA
Ambispora leptoticha is the source of this 149-nucleotide messenger RNA. NCBI's taxonomy places the organism in Eukaryota, Fungi, Glomeromycota, Glomeromycetes, Archaeosporales, Ambisporaceae. The record is from the annotation of a GenBank genome assembly.